ACUACCGAACGGCCAUUUUACAAAUCCGAUCGUGAGGGUGAAGGUGAAACACUCUUCGACGGAAUUUAACGGCAAUUCUUGACCACAUCGCGUUUUUAAUAGUAUCUAUCGCUUUCGUAAAUUCUUCAAUAUUUUUCCAGUAAGCUACUUCGUGAUCAUGUCUCGUGAUCGGUCCCGUAACCGCGGAGGAUUCCAGCAACGAGGCCGCGGAGGAUUCGGGAUGCGCGGUGGGAUGGGAAACCCAUUCUUUAGGAAUCAAAACCAGCAGCCUUUCCAAAACCGUGGGGGCCAUAUGGGUGGUGGGAACAGACCAAACACGGGAUAUCAACCAAAUCAAGCCUCUACGCCGCAGAAGCCACAGGAACCCGCACAGAAUAAGCCUGCGAUUCAGUCACCACCGGCCCAAGUUCAAGGCACGGCCCAACAGAGUAACGUUAACAACAAAGGCCCGUCGACGCCGCAGGCUGCAAGCACCGCUAACGUUACACCGAAGGUCCAGUCUCCGCCGCCCCAAAAUAACGCCAACGUCAAGAACCCAGACAUCGGUUCUCCACAGAACCAACCAAAAGUUAACGUUAAUCAACCAAAACUUAACGUUAAUCAACCGAAACUUAACGUUAAUCAACCGAAACUUAACGUUAAUCAACCUAAAGCUGGAAUGGGGAAUGGCCAGAAACCACCUACUCCUUUAAAAGAGCCAGAGCAGACGAAACAAAAUCCAAAAAUUAACGAUGACGUCCCUCAAUCUCAGGAGCUAAAGGCAACACUGUCUCUACUGCGCAAGCCUGGGGAGAAAACCUAUACUCAACGUUGCCGAUUGUUUAUUGGUAACCUGCCCAACGACAUCACUGAAACAGAUUUCAGGAAAAUGUUUGCAAAGUUUGGGGAACCCAGUGAAAUCUACAUCAGUCAAAGCAAAGGUUUUGGCUUCAUCAGGCUGGAAUCCCGUGCCAUUGCUGAGAUUGCGAAAGCUGAACUGGAUGAUACUCCGAUGAAAGGCAGACCACUCAGAGUUCGUUUUGCCACUCACUCUGCUGCACUGUCUGUGCGCAAUUUGUCUCCCUUUGUCUCAAAUGAGCUCUUAGAAGAGGCCUUCUCUCAAUUUGGAGUUGUGGAAAGAGCCAUAGUUAUUGUAGAUGAUCGUGGACGUUCCACAGGCAAAGGAAUUGUGGAAUUCUCUUCCAAACCUGCAGCUCGGAAGGCCAUUGAUCGGUGUAAUGAUGGAGUGUUCCUUCUUACAACGUCACCUCGACCAGUGGUUGUUGAAUUGUUAGAGCAGUAUGAUGAUGAGGAUGGUUUGCCAGAGAAGCUUGCCCAGAAGAACCCCACUUAUCAAAAGGAACGGGAAAACCCUCCACGGUUUGCCCGCCCUGGCACCUUUGAGUUCGAAUACUCUCAGCGCUGGAAGUCUCUCGAUGAGAUGGAGAAACAACAAAGGCAGCAGGUGGAGAAAAACAUUCGUGAAGCGCGUGAGAAGCUGGAAGCAGAGAUGGAAGAUGCCUAUCACGAGCAUCAGGCGAACAUGCUCAGACAGGACCUUCUUAGACGUCAAGAAGAGCUCCGACGCAUGGAAGAGAUGCACAGUCAAGAGAUGCAGAAGCGUAAAGAGAUGCAGCUCAGACAAGAGGAGGAACGCCGCAGGAGAGAGGAAGAGAUGUUGCGACAGAGGGAGCUCGAGGAACAGAUGAGGCGUAAACGUGAGGAAUCUUACAGAAUGGGCGGUUAUAUGGACAACAGAGACAGGGAGAUGAGAAUGAAUUCCGGUGGAGGCAUGGGUUUGGCAGAUAUGCCAUUUGGAUCAGCUAGCCAGAAGUUCCAGUUGUCAGGAAUGAAUUUUGAAGCACAAGGAUUGGCGGGAACAUCACCAGGGGGCAUGGCGUCCAGCGAAAUGCGCAAUGAGCGUUUCCAACAAGGUGGCCCAAGGGGCAUGGGUGCUGGAAACCCAGGAUAUGGCAGGGUCCGUGAGGAAUUUGAUGGACCUGCCAAGAAGCCACGCUUCUGAUCUGGCACUUUAAAGCAGAUUUUGUGUGAUGUGGAAUUCCAGAGGCUCAGUUCUGCAGUUAAGAAUGAUGUAUUUAAGUUUCAAGAAUUUUCUUGCAAUUUUAUCCUGAAGACUCCUUUUUUCUUUCUACUUUUAUUUUGUAUUCUUAAUAGGUUUAACAAUAAAAUGGCUCAAGUUGGCACUAGCUUAGUGCUACCAAUAUGUAAUUUUUCUCUUACUACUACUCUACAUCUUGUCAUGUUACUUGUGUUUAUACUGGUGAAUAUUGUGAGUUGUUCAGCUAUCUUUAUGGCUGUGUUCUUUGCCAUUUACAUUUACAGUAAUGCAUGUAAGUUUUCAAUAAAGAGUACAGUUGUUAUUCCUAAACCCCACUCCGGUGUUGUUGGCACAAUUUUAAUUUGCAAACUCAGAUAUCUGAUCAAUUUAAAGGUUGCUGUUUCUGGUUUUUGCUAGUUUCAAAGACCUGAACAUCCUUUUAUUUUAAAUAAAACUUUAUUUUGGCAAGAAAUAUCUUGUCAUCCAUCUAAAAAAAUGUAACUGCUAAAUUUAAUUAGUUUAUAUAUGUAAUUCGUUUGGUAUACAGAGGUCUCGUACACACUGCAUAUUAGUUAGGUUGUCACUUCACCUUUUAAUGCUUAAUCCUGUUUUGUACAUGCACAGUUUACAGUAAUUUACAGGACUUGCAACCGAAUUAACUCCUGCAAAAUGCAGGUAGUGACAACCGCAUUUAGAAACUCUGCAUAGUGUGUACAUAACCAUUGGACAUAGAAUAGCUUUUAGAUUUUAACAUUUUAAUUUGCCAUACUUUUGUAAUGACAUUCCAACGUUAAGCAACCGGAAAAACUUCCCCUGCCUUUAAUCUACCCAUUUUUUUAUCAUGCCGCAUUCUUGUGGCAUUUCACUAUUUGGAAUUUUAAAUCUUAUAUUUCUAAUAUUUAUUUUAUAUACAUACCCUCCCAUACACUUUAUUAACAUUACCGUCUACUGAUUAAAAAAAAAAAAGGUUUACAUUUAAAACCUCUUGCACUUGGUGCAAGAAACGUUUUUCAGUUUUGGACAUCAUCUCAACCACAGCAUCUCGGGGUUGAUUGGUCACUUUCAAGCAUUGUUGUCCGUUCUUUUUUUUGCAAUAAAUAUUCCUGAAAUGCAAAUUUCUUUUAAAAACCCAUAAUAUAUUGGCUGCUAAGGUUUUUUGCUUUGCUGGGGAGGAAUUUUUAAGAACUUUUCCCCUACUUAGAUUACGUUUUUGAAUAACCGAAGAGAUCUGAGUAGCGCUGUAGCCAAUGAAAUUAGUUUUUGGUUUUCUGAAACUUGGUCUUUAAAGCGCCUUCUUAUGGAUUCAGUUGCAUACUUUAAUUGUGCUGCAGACAAACGUUAAUCAAAAAGUUCAGUUUGUCUAAAAUUUAAUUCAAGACACUUGAAUUUUUUUCUACAACAGUACAUCAAUAGACAGUACAUCAAUAGACUUUUGCACAUCCUUGCUUUUACAAAGUUGUCCAACUAAAUUGGAAUAAUUUUACAUCUUUUGAUAUUCCAAUGAAAUAUUUUUGCCUUGUGUACAUAAGCUUAUAUAAGCAUAAUGCUAUGACAAAAGGGUGAAACUUUAAGCUAUUCAAUGUUUCAAACCCUUGUACAGUUGUCAUAUUCACAAUUGUCAACAGUAACAUAUUUUGUAACAAUUUUAGUAGCAUUUGUUGUGCACUGUAUUGGACUAUGGCGAUUUUCUACAGUGUCCAACAUUGCAAUACUUUAAACUAAAAUGCAACUGAAAAAUUGUAUAUAUUAGAACAAAGAAUUCAAUGUUUAAAUUGCACAGAAAUGUGAUGUGGGAUAAUUUUUUUCUUAAGAAAUCAUUUUUGUCUCCAUAAAUUUAACAUGUUUACAUGCAAAUUUUAAACAAAAUUUUAUCAGAGCCAUGCAAGUUACUUUAUAUCCAAUGGCGGUCAAGUUAUUCAAUUUUUGGCAUGCACAGAAGAGACGAAAUUUAAUGUGCUGCCCAUCCACAUGACUAAUUCUAGUCUCAUUACUGUUAUGAACUUAAAUGUGGAAAGUCAUUAAUGUAAGUGUGAAGUCACAUUAUUCUGUAACUAAGUUCUUUUCUUGGUAUUAAAAUGUCGUAUUUGAGAACAAUGACA
Messenger RNA from Paramisgurnus dabryanus, 4137 nucleotides. It is a transcript of the gene sfpq, whose product is annotated as splicing factor proline/glutamine-rich. Lineage: Eukaryota; Metazoa; Chordata; Actinopteri; Cypriniformes; Cobitidae. The record is from RefSeq and is a predicted model, not a curated record. Gene Ontology annotation, molecular function: RNA binding.